GUCCUGUAUUUUUAGCCUUAGUUCUAUGGCAGCCGACCGCACAGCAGAUAAACUGCAUAUUGACAGCGUACUUCCGGUAUCUGACGGUCCUAAAGAUGGCGCCGUUGAGACGGUGUGACGUCACCGUGAAACCCAUGAAUACACAAUAUUAGUGCUGCUAUACUCACUCUUCUAAAGACUAAAACACCCGGUUCUAACUGAUCUUGGACCUCAUGGACCGGUUUGGUCCCCACAUCUCCACCAGAACAAGAACGCACAUGUCACAAGAAACACAUCAACAUCUGCCCGUGGGAGUGGGUUUCCUCCUCCAGUGUGAGCUCCACGUGCCCGAGGGCUCGUUGUAGAGACGUGUGCGGCCUUUCACCACCACCACAACCAACACACGCAGUGACACGCGACCCCUGCUCAUACAUACAUACGUCCACUCGCUGGUCUCACUCUGCCUGGGAUGUGGGCCAGCUGCACAUCUGUAAAUCCCACCACUGGCCUGAAUCCUACCGCUCCGCUGCAUGUGUGAGCAUGUGAGCAGCUUCUUACCCCGUCGCCCCUCCCUAUACUACCCCUCCCCACCCCCCCACACACACACACAGAGGGCCAUCUCCUCCGUUUACAACCUCUGGACCAGCAGCUGGAUGCUUUAGUUGAUCUCCAUCCACUGUCGGCGCGUAUUCCUCCGUCCUCCCGCCCCGUCCACACAUCCACACAUCCCCCGGGCGUCAUGCGGGCGCUACUGGACAGCAGCUGGAUGAGGUUCGGGCCGGCCGGCCGAGGGUCGUACGACUGGGUGACGGGAUCCCCCUCGACUCCGGAGCAGCAGGCCUACGACUGGACUGAGCUGGAGCUGGGGGAGGACAAAAGGUCGGAGCUGGCCGUCUACAUCAUCCUCCCCGCGGCCUCCGUCCUCCUGCUGCUCCUCCUCGUCGGCCUGACGUACGCCCGCCGCUCCCGCGGAAAGCUGAGCCUGGCCAACAUCAUCGCCCUGGACCUGCAGGACGCGGAGGGCGGCGCCGAGAUCCUCUCCUCCCUGACCCGCAACGCGGAGCGCCACACCAGCACCAGCUCCGACGGCUCGGACGGCGUCUUCGUCAUGGUCUACCUGCCGCCGCCCUACGAGGAGACGCUCACCAAGAUCACCAGGGCGGCCAGCCUGUCCAGCUCCAGGGACGCAGAGUCCAUGAAGACAGAGGACCUGGAGGCCAAGCUGUGUCCUGAGCUCAAGUCCAGCGGUCGCUACGUGUGACACGGUGUUCAUACUAGAAAAAAAAACAUUACGAUUCAAAUGUUUGGUUUUUUUUAUGACCUCAUGUGUAAAAUACACCCAUUUAACCUCUAAUCAUUCCUGCCUUCCUGCGAAACACACCCCCCCUUCUUUUUAGGACGUACCCAAAGUAAACUCAAUGCUGUGCACGAACAUGUCGGAGCUCAUUCAUGGUCUUUGUCUUGACUCUGAAGUUUGUAUCGCAACUCAAAGUGGUUUUGUUCUUGUGUAAUCAAAGUUGGCACACACUUAAAAAGUAAGAAGAAGUUGUUGGGUCUGUCUGGUUUUUUUUUUGUUUGUUUUUUUUUAGCCUGAACAUGCACUUACUGAGUUUCCCACGUCUUCCUGCUGACGUUUCACAAGAUCUAAUAUAUGAUUUAAUAU
Molecule: messenger RNA, 1642 nt
Organism: Mugil cephalus (flathead mullet)
Lineage: Eukaryota; Metazoa; Chordata; Actinopteri; Mugiliformes; Mugilidae
Product: small integral membrane protein 28-like
Exons: 2
Coding region: 719-1240 (173 amino acids)
Source: RefSeq, a predicted model, not a curated record